AUGGCACAGAUUUAAUUUAUUUCUCAUGGUACAGAGUGUGUGCUGUUCUCAUGAACAGUCUUCAACUACUGGUAUACUUAUGCAGGGAAAUUGUGAGGAUUAAUCACACUGGCUGAUUUUCAAAGAGCAAAAGCCCCAGAUAUGCAGAUAUUUUUACACAAUUAUCUUUCUUUACAUGUUUAAUUACUCUGCAUACCCAAAUAUCCAAUUUGCAUAUGCAAUCAAAAUAACUGCACCGGAAAAGACAGGCACAAAAGUCGGGUUCUUACUAUUUGUAAAGUACUUUACAGAUGAAAAGCACCAUCCUGAAUUAAUAACUCCUCAUGCUGCUAUACUAGAAUGGAAGCUGCAAAGUGAGACAAUGCCAGCAGCUCCAGUCAUUGCUUUGGAAUCCCUGGUAUGAGACAAGAAGAGAAGGCUUCGGGUACAGUGGGAUUACUGCUGCAUUGUUGUCAUCAUGAAGGCAGCCACAGCCACCAUACUUGUCCUAGCUACCUGCACCCUGCUCUCUUCAGGGAAGAAGUUCAGAUGGUGCACCCUGUCUGACCUGGAACAGAGGAAGUGUGCUGAGUUAUCUAAAACACUCCUGGCUGUCCUACCUCUGGCUACGAUAAACUCCUUUGCUAGGGUUUCCUGCAUCAGAGCUCAAAAUACUCAUGACUGUAUCGACAAGAUCAGGGUGAAUAAAGCAGAUGCUGUCUCCUUGGAUGCUGGAGAUGUUUAUUCUGCUGUGAAGCUGUACGGUCUAACUGUGGUGGCAAAGGAGAUCUAUGAGGAAGGGAACUGUGUGUUUGCUGUGGCCAUUGCCAGACGAGGAACUUUGAGCAUCCAGAGGCUAAGGGGGGUGCGUAGCUGCCACAAUGGAGCCAGGUGGACGUCAGGCUGGAACAUCCCACUGGGCUUCCUCCUGGCUAGGAAUGAGCUCCUCUGGGAUGAGGAUCAGCCUCUGAGCCAAGUGAUCAGUCAGUAUUUCAAUGCCAGCUGCAUCCCAGGUGUUGGCGUCACCUCCCCUCAGCUCUGUGCUCUCUGUCAAGGACCGAAAUCCUACGUUAGGAACAAGAACCACUUCUGUGACACCAGCAGCAGUGAGCCCUUCUACGACUCUGAGGGAGCCUUCAGGUGCUUGAAGAAUGGAGUAGCAGAUGUUGCUUUCCUAGAUCACUUAACAAUAAUGAAUGGCACAGAUUCAGAUCAAGAGGAAUAUGAGCUCUUGUGUCCUGAUGGAUCCACAGCGAAGCUGAGUGCCUAUGGCACCUGUAACCUGGGUCGUGGGCCUGGGCGUGCCAUCAUCAGCCGCCACAACUUCCAGAAGAUCACCAAGAAAUUCCUCACCCUGAUCCAGCAUCUCUUUGGGCAGAAUGGAAAAGAAAGGGCCAAGUUUGAGCUCUUCACUUCAGUGCCAUUCAGGGGGAAGAACCUGCUGUUCCGCGAUGCCACUCAGCACCUGCAGCUGCUCAAGGACAAAGCAGAGAUCUCCCACAUCCUUGGCCUGGACUACGUAGCCCUCUUGAAGGGACUAGGCCAUGAAGGGAGCUCACUGGACAACAGUGUGGUACGCUGGUGCUGCAUCAGCAAUGCUGAGCUCCGCAAGUGUGAAGAGUGGGCCCUGAACAUCAAAUCUGACCCCCUGGUCUGUGUCCAAGCCGCUUCAAUGACCAACUGCAUUGAGUUGAUCAAGAGUAAUGAGGCCGAUGCAGCCACGCUGGAUGCCACGCAUGCCUACAUUGCAGGGAUAUGUGGGCUGGUCUCAGUAGCUGCAGAAUGUUAUGGAGAGGGGUGUGCCCCAGCUGCUGGGAGAACAAAGAAGCUGACCCACCUUGCAGAUAAAGUACUGCCACCUGUCUACGCUGUAGCCCUGGCAAAGAAGAAUGCCGGGCAUGUAAAUAUCCAUAACCUGAGGGGACGGCGUUCCUGCCACAGUCACCUGUACAGUCCUGGGGGGUGGCUGCUCCUCUCCAGGUACACAGUGGGGGCUCUGGAGAACAACACUGUGAACUGUGAUAUCGGCUCUGCUUACCAGAGUUACUUUUGGAAGGGUUGUAUGCCAGGAGCAGCCAGGAACCUAUGCAAAGUCUGUAUUGGAGAUGGUGAGAUGGAAGGGGCGAAAGUGUCCAGCAGGUGUGCUGCGAAUCAUAACGAACGCUACUAUGGAAACAUGGGUGCGCUCAGGUGUCUAGUCGGCAGUCCCAGUGGAAGGAGCUUUGGGGAUGUGGCUGUCCUGGAACAUCAUAACCUGCUCAAGAAUAUUGAGACUCUGCAAAGCUCAGGUUGGGCUAUGGGUUAUACCCUAAAUGACUUUGAGCUGUUGUGUCUGGAUGGAAGGCGUGUCGCAGUCACAGACUGGGCAGACUGUAACCUCGGUCCUGUUCCUCCUAACAUAGUUAUGACUCGACCAGUGACUACCACCAAGAUCUAUGGCUUCCUGAUGAAAUCCCAGGAAACUCUGGAAACAAAUCUGGAUUCUAGGUUCCAUCUAUUUCACUCACAGAAGUAUGGAGAAAGUGAUCUGCUCUUUAAAGAUGCUACUCAGUAUCUUGUUCACACAAGUCACCUGGGCUAUCAGUCAAUUCUUGGAGAGCCCUUCUUUCAGCUGGCAGAAUCUGUGUUUAACUGCACACAUGCAGACAUCUUAGAAUUCUGCAAACAGGAUAUCUGCACAUCUUAGAUAUGCAGACAUAUCUACAAACGCAACACACAGAAGUUCCACAAGACAUCCACCACCGCCACCCAAGUUGAAAUCAAGAGAUGUCAAGAGGAUUUUCACCACUUGAGACUGGCUAUUUUCUGUUUCAUAGAAGCAAGAGAGACCUCAUUUAAAUACUGAAAAAAACUGAACCUUGCAGUUACCUUGCACCUACUAAUAUAUAUGCUGAUAAUGCUGCUCAGAUGUCACUCCCUUUUCCUAUGCAGAAGCGCUGCCUAUUACCAACGUUCACUCCACUUGGUGUGGAGCAUGGCAUCAUGUAGAGCAGUACAGAUCAGACAGCAAACCUUGAGACUGGGCCAGUGGUAUCAGAAAAGCAGCACCAGCAAUUAAGAUCAAAACUCCUCAGUAUUUCCAGUUUAAACCCCACUCCCCACCCUCACAAUUCAGCAUCUUUAUAAGAAGGACAAAGGCCACGCUGUAGGCCACAUUGGGCCUAGGAAUUAUUCCUCCCUUUACAGACCAUGUACGUAACAGAGGUUAUUGCCUCAUUCCCCUAACAUGUUUUCUUUAUACUACAUUUCCAUUUAAAACAACUUGUUAUCUGAGGUAACUGCAACAUUACUUUUAUAUGCAUAGAUCUUGCUAUAGUUAGCCACUACACAAGACCUAUAUAUUUACAUCUAGCAUAGACAAGCAAUAAGUGUAUCCAUGUCUGCUAUGAAUAGAGAAGGGUUUAUUUCUCUUCUGUUUGUAUGACCAACCAAGAAUGUGUCCCAAAUGAAUCAAUACAUUUUGCACUUAUCCCUUAGCAAAUUAA
This is a messenger RNA of Mauremys reevesii (Reeves's turtle), 3464 nucleotides long. RefSeq names its product melanotransferrin-like. Gene Ontology annotation, biological process: iron ion transport. NCBI's taxonomy places the organism in Eukaryota, Metazoa, Chordata, Testudines, Geoemydidae. The record is from RefSeq and is a predicted model, not a curated record. Gene Ontology annotation, cellular component: early endosome; recycling endosome; plasma membrane. Bases 458 to 2665 code for a protein of 735 amino acids. The transcript has 18 exons.